Conger conger (European conger) is the source of this 1967-nucleotide messenger RNA. RefSeq names its product carbohydrate (N-acetylglucosamine-6-O) sulfotransferase 2b (gene chst2b). Gene Ontology annotation, cellular component: Golgi membrane. Gene Ontology annotation, biological process: carbohydrate metabolic process; sulfur compound metabolic process; N-acetylglucosamine metabolic process. Gene Ontology annotation, molecular function: N-acetylglucosamine 6-O-sulfotransferase activity. The transcript is spliced from 2 exons. The record is from RefSeq and is a predicted model, not a curated record. The coding region runs from base 258 to 1649 and encodes 463 amino acids. Lineage: Eukaryota; Metazoa; Chordata; Actinopteri; Anguilliformes; Congridae.
AUUGGUUACAGCAAUAUGACACAUUAGAACAAGUAAUAGCGAAUAUUCGGUCUAAAACUGGGUAACCCUCCCGAAUGUGAGGCUGACAAAUCUCUUAUUUUAAACACUCAAAUUAAGUGGACCUUGGUGGAAAUCGGCGCACAUGCCACUCCUUGUAAUGCCAUAAUUAUAUGGCUCUGGGCAGGCCUUUUUAACCUGAAAUGUACAAAGCUCCGCCUGCGUGCUACGAGCUAUAGGCUACUUUCCCGGUGUUAUAAAUGAGAAGCAAACAAUAUCAACAACUUAAGUUAACAGCACCCUGGGAAAAGGAUGCUGGCUUUGGAAGAAGGCUCAGAACAUACCGGAAUCAGAGCAAAAUAAUUGCUCAACCAGGUAUCGUGAUGAAAGUGUUGCGCAGAAAGAGGAUUGUCUUGCUCAUAGCGUAUUUUUUACUGCUGGUCUUAACAAUGCUGAACCUGGCUAACUACAAAUGGACUAAAGAGCCACAACAAUGCAACCAGAUGAGGAGCACUCCUUAUCAAAGCAGAUCCGACAUCCGCUUUCUCUACAGACCCUCACUGGCUAAAAAGAGACAGCUAGUAUACGUUCUGACAACUUGGCGAUCGGGAUCCUCAUUUUUUGGAGAGCUCUUUAACCAACAUCCAGAAGUGUUCUUCUUGUACGAGCCAAUGUGGCACAUCUGGCAGAAACUGUACCCAGGGGACGCGGUAUCUCUGCAAGGGGCAGCUAGAGACAUGCUAAGUUCUUUGUAUCGUUGUGAUCUCUCCGUUUUCCAACUGUAUAACAGCCCAGGUGGCAAGAAUUUUACCUCCCUCGGGCUCUUUGGGGCUACGCUUAAUAAGGCAAUUUGCUCAUAUCCCCUCUGCUCCGCUUACAGAAAAGACGUUGUGGGGAUGGUGGACGACAAAGUGUGCAAAAAGUGCCCACCUCAGAGUUUAAGGCUUCUGGAAGAGGAGUGUCUCAAGUACAGUACUGUGGUUAUAAAGGGGGUACGCAUUUUGGACAUUAACGUUUUAGCUCCACUGAUGGAGGACCCAUCAUUAGACCUGAAAGUGAUUCACCUGGUGAGAGACCCGAGGGCCGUAGCAAAUUCAAGGAUCAAGUCGAGGCACGGUUUGAUCCGUGAAAACUUACAAGUGGUCAGGAGCAGAGACCCCAAACUUCGCCGGAUACCUUUCGUCGACCCCAGUCACAAAGCAAACAAAAAGGAUGGCUCAGACUACCAUUCGAUUGGAGCUAUGGAAGUAUUAUGCGAUCGGACCUCAAGAACUUUGAGAACUGCCUUAAAUCCACCCAGCUGGCUCAAGGGAAAGUACAUGGCAGUGCGAUACGAAGAUCUCGUCGAUAAUCCAAUUAAAACCUUGCGGCUCGUUUAUCGCUUUGUAAAUCUGACCGCUAACCAUGACAUAGAGUCUUUCGCCAGGAACAUGACCAGUGGUACAAGCUCUUCAUCUAAGCCUUUCAUUGUGUCAGCCAGGAAUGCGACACAAGCCGCCAGUGCAUGGAGAACUCUGCUUAGCAUUCAACAAAUUAAACAGGUCGAGGACUAUUGUCACCACUCAAUGGCUUUGCUUGGAUACGAGCGCGUAAGAACAGCUGGGGAGGCAAAGGACCUGAGCAAAUCUUUACUGACAGUCCCAAAACUGUGACAGUGUUGCAACCAAAGACAAUGACUAUGACUACUCAGUGCAGCAGGCAAAGGAACAAGCCCAGAUGGACUGAAUUGCCCGUUCUCAUCAUCAAUCAUCAUUGUGUUCUUAAAUUAAUCGUAAUAUGUGCUGAAUGAAAAAGCUUUAUUUCAAAGUCCUUGUUUUAAUGAAUCACAUCGGAAUGUAUCUUUUUUUCUUUUUAAACGUAACGGUGUGGCCUUUUAUGGGACCACUACGUUUGCAACUGGACCACUGGAUGUGUUUGACAAUGCCACAGCUAUUAAUUAAAAUUUAAAUGGUACACUACAACUAAGGAAA